This is a messenger RNA of Cottoperca gobio, 2114 nucleotides long. RefSeq names its product LIM/homeobox protein Lhx8-like. NCBI's taxonomy places the organism in Eukaryota, Metazoa, Chordata, Actinopteri, Perciformes, Bovichtidae. Gene Ontology annotation, biological process: neuron differentiation; regulation of transcription by RNA polymerase II; forebrain neuron development. Gene Ontology annotation, molecular function: RNA polymerase II transcription regulatory region sequence-specific DNA binding; DNA-binding transcription factor activity, RNA polymerase II-specific. Gene Ontology annotation, cellular component: nucleus. The record is from RefSeq and is a predicted model, not a curated record. Bases 256 to 1278 code for a protein of 340 amino acids. The transcript is spliced from 8 exons.
AGUAGGAUUUGUAGGCUUCACGUGGAGAAAUUCAGUUUGUAAAGUGCAUAUGUGAACAUACAGUCCACGAAUAUUCCGACAUAUGACGGCACAUAAAUAAAAAGAAGGCACACAAAUGCCUGUAAAAAGUUUGAGCAAAUAUUUCGUUUCGGUAUCGCCUUUAUUAGUGUGUGGGUAAUGACUGUGGUUGUCAUGGAAAUAUGAAGGCCUGCUAGGUCAUUGUGUCGCGCGCGUCACACUGGACUCGCUGACAGCAUGUCGGAGGAAGAAAGCAGACACACGGAGGCUGUUUUCACUCAGCUACAUCAAGGACAUAUUUAUGUCGACACAGGUUCCUCUGGGCCUGAUGAUAUUUUCGAGGAGGACUCGAACUCUCCGUCCUCCCUCUCCUCGUCCUCCUCUGCCUCCGUCCUCAAUGUGGCCUCCGUGCAGGGGAACACCCUGUGCGCCUCUUGCGGACAGGAGAUAGUGGACCGAUAUCUCCUCAAGGUGAACAACUUUUGCUGGCACGUGCGCUGCCUCUCGUGCAGUGUAUGCAACACAUCACUGGGGCGACACGUGAGCUGCUACAUCAAAGAUGAACAAGUUUUCUGCAAACUCGACUACUUCAGGAGGUAUGGGACCCGCUGUGCUCGCUGUGGCCGUAACAUCCACUCUAGUGACUGGGUGCGUCGGGCACGAGGCAGCACCUUCCACCUGGCCUGUUUUUCCUGCACCUCUUGUAAGCGCCAGCUGUCUACUGGGGAGGAAUGUGGACUACUAGAGAACAGGGUCUUCUGUCGGCCACACUAUAACAUCAUGAUGGAGAAUAUCCAACGUGCUAAGGAAAAUGAACAACCACUAGAAGAGGAAGAGGUGGCAGAGAAAGAUGAGUCCAGCACCAUGCCCAGACCUGCUAAGAGGGCCAGGACCAGCUUCACUGUUGACCAGAUACAGGUGAUGCAAACUCAGUUUGCUAAAGAUAAUAACCCAGAUGCCCAGACUCUCCAGAAACUGGCAGAGAGGACUGGUCUCAGCCGCAGGGUUAUUCAGGUUUGGUUUCAGAACUGUCGCGCUCGUCAAAAGAAAUACAUCAACCCAAAUUCUGCCUCCUCAACCUUGAUGGCAUCAUUUGCUCCUGGUCAGCUGACGCCACCUUUGAUGGAGGAUCUGCAAUACACAACCUAUAUUUCCCCAGAUGCACCCCUCCUCACUACACUCACAUAUAUGGAUGACCCACUUCUGCUUCAGCCACUCCUAUCCCAUUCGAUUACACAGCUGCCAGUCAGCCAUGCCUGAGCUACAGCCCGCCUCUUGAAAACUGAAGACAAUGACUGGCUGAUGAGAAGAUGAAGAGCAAAUCGUAACUCUUUAAUUAGAAGGUCCUGAGGAUUGGAGGUCUAAAUAACAGCAAUUAAGUUAAACAAUUAGUUUAAUUUUCAGUUGUGAGCAGACGCCUCAAAAUCAACAUGCUAAGCCACUGAAUUACUUUCAUCGAAUCACAGAGAUUCACAGGUGAGAAUAAGUUCUGACAGUCGAAGACAUCAAGUAAAAUAUGGUAAUAUGUGAGAUUUUGUGUUAAUAUGUAUAUGCUGUGCAUUUCUUUGCAUUUAAUUUAUUUGGAGAAUAUGAUAAGGCACUUUGUUAGAAAAAUAUGUAAAACUGAGUGGAUUUUGUUUUCAGUUAGAUGUUUAUUUAUGGAUGUGUUUGAUAAUACAAUUGUCAGCUGGGCACUUACAUGAGAGAGACAAUCAGGGGGUUUCUCUUCUCUCUUAAAGACUACUUUAGAAAAUUCAGGAUUGGUUUAUACUGUAAAUGGAAACCACUGGGGAUCACACAGAUUCUCCUUUUCCUUGUCAUUGACUUUAAUGAGUAGAAACGCCUCAUGCAGACCGCUCUCCAGUGUCCAAGUGUGUUAUUUUCAAAACAUCCACAUGUAUAAUUUUGGAUAAACAACAUUACUUAAGAUGCUUUUCAGUAGAGCAUGUGUUAAGCACAGAAAAGCAAUGCAAUGUGUAAAUGUUUCCUUAGAUUGGGAAUGUUCGAUAGAAGCCAUGUAUGAACUGCUCACUGGGGAUGGAGAGACCUUCACACUACAUGUUAAAGAUGCUGGAAAUUAAAGUUUGUGGCUGCAA